CAUGCUCCCUUCCGGCAACCCACCUCCCCUUCGGCACAAAGGAGAUCCCGACUCUCGCAGGCUACCGAGCUUAUCAGCCGCCUCCUCGGUGAACAUGGAGGUGCUCCACGCCGUCCUGGUAGUUCACGCCUCCGGCAGCAGUCCCUACUGCGAGCCCCCUUUGCUCCUAACCAAUCGCCCGACCGCCGCAGGCGUGUGUUGGUCAAUGCGUUAGUGGUGCUUAUCGUAUUCGAGCAAUAGCGAGUGGUCUCUAGGAAAGGGGUCGUGGCUAUCAAAGCGGAACAGAUUAUUGACAAUUAUGAUGACUACAAGUUUUACUGACCUUGUUCUUGUCCCGGUGAUGAAGAAAUGUCUCUGUCCUUAUUCAACAUCGUGUGGAUUCUUGUGUCCUUCAGUGGUCUGCCAUGGUUCUUGGGAGUUCCAGCUGGCUGUUAAUUUGCCCUGCAAGGAGGAGGUUUAGAAGAUGAAGAUUCGCAGAGCAAAUUGUAGUAGAGGAUGCUAAUGACAAAGGAGAAAACAUGUGCGUUUGGACAAGAUGAGUUGUGGGAACUUCUGAAGAAGGAUGACACCUACGUCGGCAUUUAUGAACUGAAUGGCAUAGAGACUGGUACCAGUGACAGUGUAUAUGUUUCUGAAUCCUUGAUUGUGUGCAUGGAGCAUUCAUUAAUUUGAGCAGUUUUUUGCAAUGGCGUUGCCGUGUCAAGCACAGCAUCAACAGCAGCACAUGGACAAGGUGUUGUUAUGAGAUCAAAAGAUCCAGCAUGGAAAUAUUGCACCUGUCCGGACCCCAACAAGAAGAAUUCUCUGCAAUGCAUAUUCUGCCAUCAUCUGUCAACCAAUGGCACUACUCGAGUCAAGUUACACCUUGCAUGCAUUCCAAAUUCUGGUGUGAAUCCCUGCUUAAAAGUGCCAGCUGAUGUGAAAGAGGAAAUCCUACAGUAUUUGACAAAAAAGGGUGAUAAAAAGGCAGCCAAGGUUGUGGAGCAGAAGAGACGUAGAAGUGAAGUUGACUUGAGCCACUCGGAGGGGGAAGAACAUAGUUCAAGUGAUGAAGAUGGCAUAAACAAUACUGCUGUUGUGCUUAAGUCAUCGAAACCCGCAAAACCUAAAUCCUCAAGUGGUCCUAUGGACAAAUACUGUGAACUAACACCUGAAGAGGCUGUAGCUGAAAGGAAGAGGAAACGUGCUGAUACGGUGCAGUCAAAGCUGACAACUGAGAAGAGAGAACAGAAAAGGGCUCGUGCUUGCGAGUACAUCUGCCAGUGGUUCUACGAAGCGUGCAUUCCAUUUAACGCAGUCACACUUCCAAGCUUUGACCUCAUGCUUCAGUCAAUCGGACAAUACGGCGAGGACCUGGAAGGUCCUACUCCUUAUCAAAUGGGUGGCCCAAUUUUGAAGAAGAGGAAGAAAAGAGUCGCAGAAUCCUUCAAGGCACACAAGAAAAUUUGGGAGCUUAGUGGAUGUACAAUCAUGACAGAUGCAUGGACAGACAUAAGAGGAAGAGGGGUAAUGAAUCUGGUUAUUCACAGUGCCUAUGGUGUGGUCUUUGUUGAUUCUGUUGAUUGCUCAGCUGUGAAGAAAGACGGAAAGUACAUCUUUGAACUUGUCGAUAGUUGCAUAGAAGAGAUUGGUGAGAAACACGUAGUUCAAGUGGUGACAGAUAACGCAAGCGUGAAUCAAGAGGCAGCAAAUUUGUUGAAAGCAAAGCGUCCCAACAUAUUUUGGAAUGGUUGUGCUGCCCACUCUAUUGAUCUAAUGUUAGAGGACAUUGGGAAGCUUAAAUCUGUUGAUGAGACUAUUACAAAAGCUAGAGGUGUGACUGUAUUCCUUUAUGCACACACUAGAGUCUUGUCUCUUAUGCGGGAAUUCCUUGGGAAAGAUCUGGUGAGGUCUGGUAUUACUAGGUUUGCUACAGCAUACUUGAACUUGAGGAGCAUGUUGGACAGCAAGAAAGAACUCCAGAAGCUAUUUCGGUCUGAUCAAAUGGAUGAAAUGGGUUACUUAAAAAAGGUGAAAGGAAGUGAAGCAAAACGGAGUGUGCGCUCUGAAAAGUUUUGGCAAGGAGUUGACAUUGCUGUCAAGUUCUUUGAGCCGUUGGCUAAUUUGCUGCGGAGAAUGGACAGUGAUGUACCAGCUAUGGGAUUCAUAUUCGGCGCUUUUUUGGAUGCAAAGCGAGAGAUUUUGGCCAGGUUUGAGGAUGAGGAAAGUAAUGUCCAGGAAGUGUUGGACAUUGUGGAUAAAAGAUGGGACAGAAAAUUGAAGGGGCCACUGCACAGGGCUGGAUAUUUCUUGAAUCCAUACUACUACUAUGAAAACAAGCUGGAAAUUGAGUUAGAUGGAACAUUUAAAGAUGGGCUUGUUGCUUGUAUGGAGAAAAUGGUUAGAGAUGGUGCCAAGGAAGACAUAAUGAUGGCUGAGUGUCAGGCAUAUCAAGAAGAAGUGGGGUCAUUCGGAAGAGAGAGUGCAAAAAGGCAGCGGAGAAAUAAAAGCUUUGAUCCAGCUCAAUGGUGGUCCAAUCAUGGGUCAAGUGCACCAAAUCUAAGGGUACUGGCGAUGCGGAUUUUGAGUUUGACAUGCAGCUCCUCGGCUUGUGAGAGAAACUUUAGUGUUUUCCAGCAGGUUCAUACUAAGAGACGCAACAGACUGCUUCAUGACAAAAUGCGUGAUCUUGUCUUUAUCAAGGCCAACUCACAACUCGAACAAAAGAGAGGAAUUAAAGACAGGGAUCCAAUUGAGGACAAAACAUAUGCUGAUGUUGUAGAAGAUGAAGAUAAUGAGUGGAUCACAGGAAUUGUGCCUGUCCAGGUUGUGCAAACUGUUGAUGAACCUGAAGUUGAACAGCGCAGUGUUGCUACUACAUCAAAAAGAAAGAAAGUUUCUAAGCCCAAGAAGAAGAAGUUGCUGCCUAUUUUUCGUGAUGAUGACCUACAGUCUGUGGGUUCUUCCUCUGAAUCGGAAGAUGAUGCCACACGUUCUCCAUCUAGUUCAUCUGAUUAGUUAUCUACUUGUCUUAAAUCUUCUCUAUCUACUUAUCUAGUACUGAACUACGACUUGUUGAUGUAAUGAUGUUACUUGUUAAACUUAAACCGCAGCAAAUUUGUCUUUCAUUGUGAUC
Messenger RNA from Lolium perenne, 3115 nucleotides. RefSeq lists its product as uncharacterized. Gene Ontology annotation, molecular function: protein dimerization activity; DNA binding. NCBI's taxonomy places the organism in Eukaryota, Viridiplantae, Streptophyta, Magnoliopsida, Poales, Poaceae. The record is from RefSeq and is a predicted model, not a curated record.